AUGGCCUCUGAAGAGCAGCCGGUCACCCAGCCGUUGCGUAUCUCCAAGGCUAACACCCCCUCUUCGUCGCCGACUAAGAGUAGCAUUCCUCGGCCCCUGUCUGAGAUCUCAGCCACAGAGCAGCGGCGCAACUCGCCUAGCUGGAUCCAGUCUCCCAAGAAGAUGGGUCUGAAUACCGACUCGUCUCCAUUCCAGUCCUCCCCUCUGGAUGGCGCCGCCUCGCCGCGCCUGUUCUGGCAGAACCGCAACAUCAAUAACCGCAUCGAGAAUGAGCUGUAUGGUGGCCGAACCGGCUCUCCGUCGCCUAAUAGGCGGUCUUCCAUUGAGCGCUUGCAGAAGGCGUCGCGAGUGAAGAACAGCACCAUGUUUGCGCGGGAGCAGAAGCAGGAGUAUGACCCGACGCGCUUUCCAACCCUCGAGCGCCCCCUCGCCAAGGUGCAGGGCAAUGCUUACGGCGGCGCGGGCAUUGGCGGCUUUCGAUCGACGCAUGGCCGUUCGGACAGCCAGUCGAGCAUUCCGCUUUUGAGCUCUCCUAGACCUCCCCCUCGCCCGACCCCAGCGCCAACCGGGCCGCAGACCCCUAGCAAAGAGCAGACGUCUCCCAUGAAGUCGUCGUUGUCUUCGACUCGCUUGAGGAAUGAUCAGGAUUCUCCGGGCGGCGACGUAUUCUCGGACAAUUCGUUCCACGAACACCAGCUUCCCAGCGGCAAGUUCCUGCACCGUCACGCCAAGUCUGUCACGUUCGAUGCAGCGCCGCCUCAAGUAAAUGAGUACGAGAUGGCAACCCCAGAUAUGUCUUCUGUCGGCACUGGUUCUCGAGAAGGUAGCUUUGAAGAUGACGAUGACGACGACGAUUACCUCUAUGAAAACUACCCCGGCGACGAUGCUCAUGGCCAAGACGAUAGCUUCGACGCGACGCUGGAGGAUACCGACAAGACGCCGGUGGUGGGUCCUGACGAUUGGCGUCAAGAUCGGGAUACUCGUUACGAUAGUAGCCCGAUGCCUGAGGGCUUCCCAUCUCCGGCUGCUACUACCCGCCCACAGCAUUCCCGCACCGAUUCGUCCACAACCUCUAGCAGUGACCAUCGGCCACUGCCACCUCUUCCGGGCGUGGGCCAUGCUAGAUCUCAGUCUGCCUCUUCAACCGGAUAUCCCGCCGCAGCUGAGCGCAUGGUUGGAUCGCCACGGAGCCUCCCUUCACCGCCACCUGCGACCGCAGGCAAGCCCGAGAUUCAUAACAUUGGCAACGGCAAUAUGUCUCUAGAGGAGCGACUGAAGCUUAUGAUGCUGUCGGACGAGACGAGCCCUAAGUCUGCCAGUGGCGCCGAGAAGUCUUUCGCGGAGCAGCAGAGAGAGCGUAGGAUGAGGCGAGCUGGUCCUCAUAAUAGGGCUACGAGUCCUACGCCGGAGCGCGAGGACCUGGAAGCUGAAGGAAACGAAGAGGAUGACACCGUCGGUGAUCUUUCGGGUUUCGACAUGGAUUACCAACUUCCUAGCAUCUCUCGUCAAUCGAUCCUGCGUCGUGUUAAUGGCAACAAGGCAUUCGAACGAGAAUCUGACUUCAAUUUUAAUUCGCCAGCUCCCGACACCAGUCCCUCCCGUGAACUUCCCUACGAUCCUGAUGUUCCGAUCGCUAGUAUCGAGGACUCGGUUCUAGAUGAUGAUGACGAAAGCGAGGGUAGCGUUGUUCUUCACGAGAACGAGGAGGGCAAGGGCGAAACCUACGAUGCCUAUCCGCACUCCGAGGAUGGAGGGGUAUCGCCUCAGAAGGAUGAAAAAGAGAAGCAUGAUGAGGAUGAUCGAGAAGAAGACGAUGACCUAGAUGACGACGAGAGUCAUUACUCCGAUGAUGUCUCUGAAGUCUCUGAAGAAGAGGUCGAGAAGCCACAGCCUGCGGUCGCACAGCCUGAAGAAGAAACGGUCACAACGCCCCGAGCGGCCAGCCCCCCCAUACCUGAGGGUACCAUUACGAAUUUCAGCGCUACACUUCCCAAAGUGAGCAGUACGUCUAAGGAGCCUGAGUUUACGCGUAGCCUGCAAUCAUACAUGCUCCCGAAGCCUAAAGAGCAGGGUGCCCUCACUCAUCUGGAGAGCCACAAGAUGUCUGAUGCUCAGGCGUACUUAAAACGGCCUGAUACCCCGGAAAAGCCUUUAUCAAAGGCACUGUAUGACGGUUCGGGAUGGGGCGACCCAGAAGAGGAAGAAGAGAUGCCUGGUACCCCCGAGUCCGUCAUCCACCACCCCGUCUCGGACGAUUACGAUGACGAUGAGGAAGACGAGAUGGAAGAUGAGACAAUUGAGGAGGAGCCUCCAGCGGCGGAGAAAGAGGAGACUGAGGAGACUGCGGCAGUUGAGGUAGUGGUUGAACCGGCCGACGAGCAGAGCGACGAAGAGCCCGUCGAGUCACCCGCAAUCCCUGAGCAGGAGGCGACCAUCAAAGCUUCCGGCUCCAAGCUCAAGACUCGCGCGUCUGCGACCCCGUCUGACAUCAUGGCUAUGCGUGAGGCUCGCCGGCAAGUGAGCCGCGAGAUUGCGCCCGAUGUCCCGCCUAUUCCGGAUAGACAUCGCAACCGCCUCUCUCGGGAUCUGGCGCCAGACCAGCUGACAGUCCCCAGUGGUGAUGACUUCCUAGAACGUCACCCAAGCUUCAAGCAACGCAGCUUGACAUUAGAUCUCGACUUAGGCCUCAGUCUCGACCAGGACUUUGAGCGAGUCAUUGAGGCACAAAAGGUCGAGCUCCAGAAUUUUCCCUACAGUUACCAUCUUCUCGCUGCAAGCAACAGCCCGACGAGACAAGUGUCUCGCUCUACCUCCAGAAACAAGGACGACGGAGACCACACUUCUCAGCCGGAAACGCAUGCUAACAUCAGUUAUCGUAAACAGCGCGGCUACCUCAUGCGUCAAAACACGAAACUUGUCACCGCCAGCGACAAGGAUACGGAGGAAGCCCGCGCCGGAACUCGCUCGGCUGGUAACUCGCCGAUCAAACAGCAGCGACCGCAGUCGUGGACGGUCGAACCUUGGAAUGGUAAGCACAGGAAGAGCAUUAAGAAGCGGACUGGACCGACCACGACGGGCCCGAUGCCGCCUAUGCCCGGCCGCGAUAGCAACUCCACAGCCGUAAGCUCGCUACCCGAAGAGGACAGCCACGAGCUAGCCACCGAAGAAUGCGGCGAGCGGGGCAGAUUGUUCGUAAAAGUCAUGGGUGUGAAGGACCUCGAUCUUCCCCUUCCUAAGAAUGAGAGAACAUGGUUUAGCUUAACGUUAGAUAACGGCGUCCACUGUGUUACCACUGCUUGGCUCGAGUUGGCCCGCAAUGCGCCGAUCGGGCAAGAGUUCGAGCUUGUCGUGCCUAAUGAGCUGGAAUUUCAGCUCACCCUAAACGUGAAGUUGGAGCGCCCCGAGCCUCAGAGCGUUCCGGUCUCGCCGACCAAGGUACCUAAGCCAAAGACUUCCACCUUCUCCCGCGUUUUUGCUAGUCCGAAGAAGCGGAAAGAGAUGGAAGCUCGCCAGCGAGCAGAGGAGGAGGCGUAUGCCCAGGCCCAGCGGGAUGCCGCUACUAAGCAGAGAGGCCUCAUACCCUCCGCGUGGGAUCUCCUGUCUCCCCUAGCAGCAGAUGACGGAAGCUUCGCCCGCGCGUACGUCUGCCUCAAAGAACACGAAUCUCGUUGCUACGGCCGGCCUUAUAUGGUCGAAGUCGCAACCUACAACGAAUGGGCAACCGAGGAGGCUGGCUUCGCAAGCAGCGUCAAGACCAAGCGCACCGGUGUGUCCAGCAAUUCAGUCGUGCGCCGGGCGCCUUACAAGAUCGGGAAGCUUGAGGUGCAACUGCUUUUUGUGCCACGGCCCAAAGGCUCUACGGAUGAGGACAUGCCGAAGAGCAUGAACUCGUGUAUCCGAGAGCUCAAGGUCGCAGAGGAGAGGCUGAGCAGGAACUGGGAGGGUCACUUGAGUCAGCAGGGUGGUGAUUGUCCUUAUUGGCGCCGUCGUUACUUCAAGCUUGUCGGCACGAAACUUACUGCUUAUCACGAGACAACACGCCAGCCUCGUGCAACUAUAAACCUCUCCAAUGCCAAGCGUCUCAUCGAUGAUCGGCGGCAAUUGACGAACCCCGAGACCCUGGGUCGCAAUGGCAAGAGACGCCGCUCCGCCUUCGCGGAAGAAGAGGAAGGCUAUAUGUUUGUCGAGGAGGGUUUCCGAAUCCGCUUCAACAACGGCGAGGUCAUCGAUUUCUAUGCCGACACUCCCGAAGACAAAGACGGCUGGAUGAACGUGCUAGGCGACGUCAUCGGCCGGGGACCUGAAGAUGACGACGGCGCCGGUUCGCCUAACGGCCGCCGGAAGUGGUGCGAACUUGUCCUUAAGCGCGAGGAGGCGCUCAGGAAGCGCGCCGAGGGCAGGCGAGUCCACUCGAGGACGAAGAGUAUGAUUAUCUGAAGAAAUGAGCCGACGGCGCCAACUUUUUUCACGAUUCCAUGCCCCUUGACGGAACGUCAAGCACGCAAACGAGGAAACGACAAUUAUGCCGGAUACGAUUCCACGAUCGAUGAUCCACGCACGAACUCAUGAUCGGUAUCGCGGCGCCACUAGGAGUUCGGCCUUCCUCCCUGCCACAUAUGCAACUCCACCCGUCGACCAGACCUGUCGCGGGGAAACACAUCGCCUCCUAUAUGUCUUCGUCCACUACUCCUACUGCUUUUACGCCCCCUUCCCGUCAGGUUAUGGAAGUGCGGGCCUACCCACCUCUCUUUCUUUCUUGCCAAUCCUCCUUUUCUUUUCUGUCGCAUAACGUACCAUUCAUUGUACAAGUCUGAUUCCCUUUUUUUUCGAUUUCCUUUUCUCGUUCGUUCCCCUCGACCCAAUUCACGACGCGUCUUCGUCGCCGUCCAUCGCUCUCGACACUGCCUUUCCCACACCACGCGAGCCGCGAAGGAU
Molecule: messenger RNA, 4935 nt
Organism: Durotheca rogersii
Lineage: Eukaryota; Fungi; Ascomycota; Sordariomycetes; Xylariales; Xylariaceae
Product: DUF1709-domain-containing protein
Exons: 5
Coding region: 1-4437 (1478 amino acids)
Molecular function (GO): GTP binding
Source: RefSeq, a predicted model, not a curated record